Messenger RNA from Colletotrichum gloeosporioides, 480 nucleotides. RefSeq lists its product as uncharacterized. The coding region runs from base 1 to 480 and encodes 159 amino acids. NCBI's taxonomy places the organism in Eukaryota, Fungi, Ascomycota, Sordariomycetes, Glomerellales, Glomerellaceae. The transcript has 3 exons. The record is from RefSeq and is a predicted model, not a curated record.
AUGCAUCUCUCGUUGACCGCCCUUUUUCUAUUCCUUAGCGCUGCUGUUUCCGCUUCCCCGACCCCAUUGUCGUCCGACUUGGAAGACAUCGCCAAGCGCGUUCCGUACAAUACGUGCAAGCUCGACAUCACGGAGAUUAGAACCUGCGAACCGCAGGACCGAAACCUCUACACGCGCUUCCGACUCGAAGGUCCCAACCAAGUCCUCUGGCACGAGACGCCCCAGCUAUCAGCUCCAGGCCUAUCGAUCAACCCCUCACAGCCCCUCGAGCUCAAGGAGGCAGGCAUGGAGUACAUCCUGAAAAUCACUGGUCGCCACGACAAGGACGACGUUGAGUUCAGAUACGGCCUUCUCACCUGGACGACGGACUCGACGUCGGGGUUCGCCAAGUGCAGAGGUGUGACGGCUGAUGACUGGAACAAGGGGGGCAGCCACUGCCGAACUGAUUCGAGGCAGUUCCAGUGCGAAUUCGCCUGCUAA